Messenger RNA from Rhagoletis zephyria (snowberry fruit fly), 3456 nucleotides. Lineage: Eukaryota; Metazoa; Arthropoda; Insecta; Diptera; Tephritidae. The record is from RefSeq and is a predicted model, not a curated record.
AUGACCACUGAAACUGACGCUAACAAUAACCAAUUGCCCUCCACAGAUGAGUACCACUCGAAGAAGGUAAGCCCUCCACCGACACGGUCCGGCGUCAACUACAUCAACGUUGAAGAUGAAGACCAGAUGGAAAUCUAUGGCUACACGCCGAACUUCGCCAAAACGCUGCUCACCUGGACGCUCAUUCUUCUGACCGGCGGCCUGCUGCGACUGCUCUUUCACUGGAAACCCCACUGGAUGCUCCUCUGUACACACAACCUCUGCUCACUUGAAUACGCCAAGAAGGUUCUGCUCAUUGACCACUUUCACCAAAAGUUCACCGAGACGGUGGUCUGCCUUUCCAAUGACCGCCUUUCCUAUCACAAUGCCCACGGAGCCGCUGCGGCCGCUGCAGACCAGCAGAACACCUCCACCACCAGCGCCACAGCCGUCGGCGACGACCCCGAGGACCAGCACUGGAUCACCGUACCGCGCCCGUACGGCGUCUUUGAGCACGUCAGCUCGAUUACCUACUUUGAGAAUAAGAAGGUCCGCUACAUCUGGGACCGCAAUGCGAAGGAGUUCCUCAAGCUGGGCGGCCUCGACCGGGAGAUCAAGUGCACCUACUUCUACCAGCAGAAGGGCCUGUCGGCGGAGCACCAGCGCCGCCGCCAGGUCGUCUACGGCCUCAAUCAGAUUGUCGUCACCGUCCAAUCGGUCUACGGCAUUCUCAUCUCCGAGGUCCUGGAACCGUUCUACAUCUUUCAGAUCUUCAGCCUGGUCAUCUGGUCCUUUGACGCGUACUACUACUACGCCAGCUGCAUCGUCAUCAUGUCGGCGCUUAGUCUCACCUCCAGCGUCAUUCAGACGCGACGAAAUCAGAAGCAGCUGCGGGACACCGUCCAGGGCACUGACUCGGUGAUGGUGUACCGAGGGGGAGAAGGCGGUGGAGGUACUGGGGCGGACAACUACGAGAAGGUGGAGUCCUCGCAGCUGGUCCCCGGCGACAUCAUCGAGGUGCCCUCCUUUGGCUGCAUUAUGCAGUGCGACGCAGUAUUAAUCUCCGGCAAUGUGAUCAUCAACGAGGCGAUGCUCACUGGGGAAAGUGUCCCAGUGACCAAAACGCCGCUGCCCAGCACCACCCUGCACAUGCUCUACGACUCGAAGGAGCACGCGAAGCACACGCUCUUCUGCGGCACAAAGGUCAUCCAGACGCGGUACUACAACAAUGUGAAGGUGCGCGCCGUCAUCAUUCGCACCGGCUACCAGACGGCCAAGGGCGAGCUGGUGCGCUCCAUCAUGUUCCCCAAGCCGGUGGACUUUAAGUUCAACCGCCACAUUCACCAGUUUAUCGGAUUUCUCUCCUUUCUGGCACUGAUUGGCUUCGUCUACACCAUCAUCCUCAAGGCCUAUCGGGGCGUGUAUUUAACUCAAAUCAUGCUGAAGGCGCUGGACCUGAUCACGAUCAUCAUUCCGCCGGCGCUGCCCGCCGCCAUGACCAUCGGCGUGGUCUUUGCGCAGUCUCGCCUCCGCAAGGCGGAGAUCUUCUGCAUCUCGCCGCGCUCCAUCAACAUCAGCGGCUGCAUCAACUGCGUCUGCUUCGACAAGACGGGCACGCUGACGGAGGACGACCUGAACUUCAGCGAGGUGGUGCCGGUGGCGGAGACGGCCGCCGGCCUCCGCCUCUCCGCCGCCGUCCACCACCCGGUCACCGGGCUGGAGUACGGCCCGCUGAUGAUCAGCCUCGCCGUCUGCCACUCGCUGACGCUGAUUGAGGGGAAGAUCAUCGGCGACCCGCUCGACCAGAAGAUGUUCGCCGCCACGGAGUGGAUUCUCGAGGAGCCGGACGUCAACGACACCACCAAGUACGACCUGCUGGCGCCGACGGUGGUCAAGCCGCCGACCGAUUCUGCCGACAAGGAGGUGGGCAUCCUCCGGCAGUUUCCCUUCAGCAGCAGCCUCCAGCGGAUGAGCGUCAUUGCGCGCCAGGUGCGGGGCACGCAGUUUGAGCUGUACGCGAAGGGCGCCCCCGAGAUGAUCCAGUCGCUCUGUGAUCCGAGGUCGCUUCCGGCGGACUUUUCCGCCCGCCUGCAGGAGUACACGGAGAAGGGCUACCGCGUGCUGGGCCUCGCCUACCGGCCGCUCGCCUCGAUGAACUACAGCAAGGUGCAGCGGGCCGCCCGCGAGGACCUGGAGAAGAAUCUCACCUUUGUGGGGCUGCUGGUGAUGGGCAACAUGCUGAAGCCGGAGACGACGCACGUCAUUGAGACGUUGCUGAUGGCGAACAUUCGCUCGGUGAUGGUCACCGGCGAUAAUAUGCUGACGGCACUGAGCGUCGCCCGCGAGUGCUCCAUGAUUCAGCCCUGGCACAAGGUGAUCCUCCUCGAGGACGGACCAGGGCUGGGAGCGGCGGAGAGCGAGGGAGAGGAGGCCGUGCCGACGAUCCGCUGGAAGUUCGCCAACUCGAUGGCGCACAUUCCCGACAUCAACUUUAAGCUGGCCUCGGCGGAGGACCGCGACCGCAUUCACAUUGCCGUCACCGGGCGGACCUUCAAGGUGCUGCGCGAGCACUACCCCGAGGUGCUGAAGAAGGUGGCCGUCAGGGGGACGGUCUUUGCGCGGAUGGCCCCAGAGCAGAAGCAGCAGCUGAUUGAGCUGCUCCAGGAGCUGGGCUACUACGUGGGCAUGUGCGGCGACGGCGCCAACGACUGCGGCGCCCUCAAGGCGGCUCACGCCGGCGUCUCGCUCUCCGAGACGGAGGCCUCCGUGGCGUCGCCCUUCACCUCGAAGCAGCCGAACAUUGGCUGCAUUCCGACGCUGAUUCAGGAAGGUCGUGCCUCCAUCGUCACCGCCUUUGGCAUUCUCAAGUACAUGGCCUGCUACAGUCUGACGCAGUUCAUCUCUGUGAUAAUUCUCUACACUUUUUAUUCAAACUUAACCGACAAAGAGUUCCUCUACAUUGACCUCUUCCUCAUCACCCUCUUUGUGACGCUGUUUGGCCGUAACAAGGCCUUCAAGCAGCUGAACCGCAAUCCGCCGCCGUCCUCGCUCAUUGGCCUUACCCCGCUGUCUUCCAUUGUGCUGCAGAUUCUGCUGGUGCUGCUGAUGCAGGCAUUCGUCGUCGACUACCUGCUCUUCAAGAAGCUCAAGCAGUGGUUCGCCUUCCUGGCGCCCAGCCACCUGCCCUACGAGAAGAUUGAGGGCGAGACGCGCAACAACACCCUCUGGCUGCCCAAUCCGCCGCAGAACACGCCCAUUCUGGAGCGAACCACCACCAGCAGCCUCUCCACUACGACCACCAGCGAUGCCAGCUCCAAUCACUCUCGGCUGGGGCCACUGGGAGGCGAUGGCAGCGGUAGUCAUGUGGUGCUCAACGGCUCGGCGGCGCAUCACCGCGGUCCUCAUCAGCAGCAGCAGCGACUGGACGGCGGCAGUGACCACCUGCAGCAGGCGACCUCCCAGUUCAGUAUCGUCUAA